AUGAUGGAUCCAUAUGAAAGAUCUCAUGUUGCAGAUGCUAUUAGAAGUGCCGUUUUCUAAAAAGGGGAUUACGUUAUUCGAGAAGGAGAAUAAGGAGAUAUUUUCUAUAUGAUAGAGGAAGGUGAAUUAAUAGCAACCAAAACUUUGAUUCAAGGAUAAGAACCCACUAAAGUCUUUUAAUAUAAAGCAGGUGACUAUUUUGGAGAAUUAGCCUUACUCAAGGACAUUCCAAGGUAAGCCAAUGUUGUUGCUGAAACAGAAGUUAAAUUGAUAUAUUUGGAUAGACAUAGUUUCAAAAGAAUGUUAGGGCCUUUAGAAGACAUAUUAAAAAGAAACACUGAGAAAUAUGAAAAAUAUGAGUAAUAUUGGAUCAACUAAGGUAAAUGAAAAAAUUAUAUAACAAUUAAAUCUUUCUC
Molecule: messenger RNA, 416 nt
Organism: Paramecium tetraurelia
Lineage: Eukaryota; Ciliophora; Oligohymenophorea; Peniculida; Parameciidae
Exons: 2
Source: RefSeq, a predicted model, not a curated record